Messenger RNA from Vombatus ursinus (common wombat), 957 nucleotides. RefSeq names its product olfactory receptor 5B2-like. Gene Ontology annotation, molecular function: olfactory receptor activity; G protein-coupled receptor activity; odorant binding. Lineage: Eukaryota; Metazoa; Chordata; Mammalia; Diprotodontia; Vombatidae. Gene Ontology annotation, cellular component: membrane. The record is from RefSeq and is a predicted model, not a curated record. Bases 1 to 957 code for a protein of 318 amino acids. The transcript has a single exon. Gene Ontology annotation, biological process: G protein-coupled receptor signaling pathway; sensory perception of smell.
AUGGCAUGUAUGGAGAAUAGAUCUGAAGUGAAUGAGUUCAUCCUCAUGGGAUUAACAGAUGUUCCAAAGCUUCAGGUUCCUCUCUUCAUAAUGUUCACCUUCAUCUACCUUACUACUCUGGUGGGGAACCUGGGGAUAGUAGCUCUGAGCUCAUGGGAUUCUCAUCUCCAUACCCCCAUGUAUUUUUUCCUCAGUAAUCUUUCUCUAGUGGAUUUUGGCUACUCGUCAGCUAUUACCCCCAAGGUGAUGGCUGGGCUCUUCACAAGGAACAAGGUCAUCUCCUACAAUGGAUGUGCUACACAGUUGUUCUUUGUUGGGGCCUUUGCUACUACAGAAAGUUUCCUCUUAGCCUCCAUGGCCUAUGAUCGCCAUGCUGCCGUGUGCAAGCCCCUACAUUAUACUACUACUAUAACUUCAACAGUAUGUGCCUAUCUGGCUAGUGGUGCUCACAUCUGUGGCUUUCUGACCUCUUCCAUAGUCAUAGGAAACACUUUUAGCCUUUCCUUCUGUAGGUCUAACAUAGUCCAUCACUUUUUCUGUGACAUUCCCCCUCUCCUAGUUCUCUCUUGCUCUGAUAUUCAUAUCACUGAGUUACUAUUCUUUAUCCUAGGGUCAUUCACAGUCUUUUUCCCAUUUCUUGUCAUCUUUACUUCAUACUUGUUAAUCUUCAUCACCAUUCUAAAUAUCCAUUCUGUUGAAGGCCGUCAGAAAGCGUUCUCCACCUGCGCUUCCCAUCUAACAGCAGUGUCCAUAUUUUAUGGGACAAUUAUCUUCAUGUACCUUCAACCUAGCUCAAGUCAUUCCAUGGACAUAGACAAAGUGGUGUCAGUGUUCUAUACCAUGGUCAUCCCCAUGUUGAACCCUCUGGUCUAUAGUAUGAGGAAUAAAGAGGUAAAAAAUGCUUUGAUGAAAGCUGUGAGAGGAAGACAACCUAAAUCAGAUCAUCCUUUUUCUUAG